AAUUCGCUUGGCCGAUGACUUGCUUUUCUUCCUCACCGUGACGUCUGUCGCACGAACCGCUCUGCCACACGUUUCCGACUCGUCGCUAGUGUAACAUUUUUCCCAUUGCCUGCAGUAACAUUCCAAAUUUACUCGGCGUGAAUGUAUCUUAAGAAAAUCUCUCAAAUUUGACUACACGAACAACCCUUACCGAUCCUGCGCACUCACCUCAUCCGUACAGAAUGGAUUUCCCGACAGCAACCGCGUCACAGCCGAAAGCAAUAAGAAUGGCGGGUUCUCCGAUGCUAGAAAACAAUGAAAGGACCGAAGUUCUGGAUGAGCCACUUUUUAACACACUCGAUAUCAUACUUCUCAGCGCCCUUCUAUUAGCUGCAUUAUGGUGGUUAAUGCGUCGAAACAAACAAGAAGAAUACACGUCCGUCGCAAAAUCCUAUUCUAUCCAGCCAACGUUGUUCCCUACGGUAACGCCGGCAGAAAAUUCGUUCAUAAAAAAGCUGAAAACCUCAGGAAGAAGUCUCGUGGUAUUUUAUGGCAGCCAAACCGGAACUGCCGAAGAAUUCGCUGGUCGGCUAGCCAAGGAGGGUAUCAGAUACAAAAUGAAAGGCAUGGUGGCUGAUCCCGAAGAAUGUGACAUGGAGGAGUUAAUAAAUCUUAAAACAAUUCCAAAUAGUUUGGCAGUAUUCUGUUUAGCUACGUACGGAGAAGGUGAUCCUACCGAUAAUGCCAUGGAAUUUGUUGACUGGCUGAAAAAUGGCGAUGGUGAUCUGUCUGGACUUAAUUACGCUGUGUUUGGACUUGGGAAUAAAACGUAUGAGCAUUACAAUGAAGUAGCAAUUUAUGUCGACCAUAGAUUAGAGCAAUUAGGUGCCACUCGAGUCUACGAACUUGGCUUAGGAGAUGAUGAUGCUAAUAUAGAAGAUGAUUUCAUUACAUGGAAAGACAAAUUCUGGCCCAUUGUCUGUGACUUUUUCGGGAUUGAAGGUGCAGGCGAAGACGUUAGUAUCCGACAAUACAAACUCACGGAGCAUGUAGACUUGCCAAUAGAACGGAUUUACACCGGUGAAAUAGCUCGUCUUCAUUCGUUUAAAAACCAGAGAUCGCCAUUCGAUGCAAAGAACCCUUACUUGGCACCAGUGAAAGUAAACCAUGAACUUCAUGGUCCAAAGUCGGAGAAAUCCUGCAUGCACAUAGAAUUUGACAUAGAAGGAUCGAAGAUGCGUUACGAAGCUGGUGAUCAUUUAGCCGUGUACCCUGUGAACAAUAAAGAAUUAGUUAACAAAAUUGGAGAAAAAUGUGAUGUAGAUUUGGAUACUGUGUUCACUCUCACAAACACGGAUGAGGAAUCGACGAAGAAGCAUCCAUUCCCCUGUCCCUGUUCAUACAGAACAGCAUUGACGUAUUACUUGGAUAUUACCGGCAACCCGCGUACUCACAUUCUAAAGGAGUUGGCAGAAUAUUGCAGUGAUGCAAAAGACAAGGAAAAAUUGAAGUUAAUGACGUCAACUAGCGCGGAAGGGAAAGCUGCAUACCAACAGUGGGUGGUUCAAGAGAAUAGAAAUAUAGUACACAUUUUAGAAGACAUUCCUAGCUUAAAACCAGCCUUGGAUCAUUUGUGUGAACUCCUGCCGAGAUUGCAGUGCCGGUAUUACUCGAUUUCCUCCUCCCCCAAGUUGCACCCGACCUCGGUUCACAUAACCGCGGUUAUGAUAGAAUACAAAACUCCAACGGGUAGGAUAAACAGAGGCGUGACGACCAGCUGGCUGAAAGAGAAACAUCCGUCGGAUCCGCCAUCUUACGUUCCGAUUUUUGUACGGAAAUCGCAAUUCCGUUUGCCUACUCGAAUGGCCACACCGAUCAUUAUGGUUGGGCCAGGCACUGGUAUAGCACCGUUCAGAGCAUUUAUACAAGAACGUGAUCUUGCUAGGAAAGAAGGCAAGGAAGUGGGUGAAACAAUAUUAUACUUCGGAUGCAGACAGAGAGACCAUGAUUUUCUUUACAAAGAUGAACUCGAGGAGUACGUGAAGAAUGGCACUUUGAUGUUACACACAGCAUUUAGCAGAGAACAACCAGAAAAAGUAUAUGUUACACAUUUAUUGGAGAAAAACAAAGACGAAUUGUGGAGGAUUAUCGGCGAACAAAAUGGGCACAUUUAUGUCUGUGGUGAUGCUAAAAAUAUGGCACGAGACGUGCACAAUAUCUUACUGAAAGUGGUAAUGGAGAAAGGAAAGAUGUCGGAACUAGAUGCAGGGAGUUACAUAAAGAAGAUGGACUCGCAAAAGCGUUAUUCGAGCGACGUUUGGAGUUGAAUGUUAUGUAAUAUAAUUUCCAUAGUUAUUUGUAAAACGAAUAAUCUAUGUAAACUUUUUAACACAUCUUCGCGAGGAAGGUGUACUUUUAUUAACCUCCGUACGGACGUACGGAUAAUUCAUGUAAACAUUGAAAAGAAUAUCAAGAGAUAAUUAUAAACGUUAGCAAAAUCUUUUAAUCUCUAAUUGUAUUUAUUGUUCGUAUAAGUAGCUAACGAAUUGUGUACAAAAAUUUAACUUCUAUUUCGUCGUUUCGAUUAUAUUAACAUUUCUGUAGGAAUCUAUGCAGUGCAAUAACGAGUUUAAACUUUUAAGCGGCCUACUGACACUGAUACUUGACGCAACACAAGUUUCCCCAUUGCUCGAGUCGAAACUAGCAUUGCAACAAGUAUCGGCAUCAGUAGGCCGCUUUACAGUUUAUACGUAUAUAACAUCUGUAUAAUAAAAACGAACAAGAAUUGUAGCAUAAUUAAUAAGGGUGUGCGGGUAACUCGAGUAGGGCUUUCGGAACAGCAGAACUGGACAAACUUUAUUCACAAAUAACCGAAUACAAAUGUUAGACCAAUUCAUAAAUUAACUGUUAUGUAAUCAAUAUUCUCGGACCGGCAAAGUUUGGUUACAAAUGAAUUAAACGUUUCUAUUCGUUAUUUGAGAAGAAAAUUUGCUUUCUCGACUCUGUCGAACAGCGUCGGACAAAUGGCGAUUUUGAGAUUAUCGGGACCAUUCGAGCCUAGGUGUCGGAAUUGCAGAUACCGAUCAAAUUUUCAGUAGUUAUACAUAGUUAAUAUUUCAUUACUAUUAAAGGUAUUGUUUCAACGGUGAAAUAUACUCUAGAGAAAAGAAAAUAGAAUCGUGUAAAAAACAUUUUAAAUAUGCAACAUGGUUUCAGAAAUAUAGAAUAUUAUUAAUUUUAAAAAAAUUGUUGUAAAUUCCAAUUUCAAGGUUUCCGGUUCAGAUUUCGUUAUAACGAUUCUCUUGUUCCCUUUAUUUUUAUAUUUUUCAGUAAAGCGAAAUUUUGUGAAAUUUGAACUCGUCAGAACCUUGAAACACGAAUUUACGGAUCGUUCAUUUUAGAAGCCAUUGCGAUCGUUCGAAGAAACUAUAUAUUUAUAUGUAACGAUUGUAAUGGUGUGAUACAUAACAAUAAAUCGGCAAUGUGAACAGAUUUUGUAAAAGUUAAAUAAAUUACUACACACGCGCUAUAUAUAUAUAUAUAUAUAUAUAUAUAGAACUAUCUCUCUGUUUAUAACAAAUCUCAUUAAAAGCAGUUAGAAAAAUUAAUUUCUAAUGUACUGACCUAGUAAAUU
Messenger RNA from Colletes gigas, 3613 nucleotides. It is a transcript of the gene Cpr, whose product is annotated as NADPH--cytochrome P450 reductase. The record is from RefSeq and is a predicted model, not a curated record. Gene Ontology annotation, biological process: response to hormone. The coding region runs from base 222 to 2306 and encodes 694 amino acids. The transcript is spliced from 11 exons. Lineage: Eukaryota; Metazoa; Arthropoda; Insecta; Hymenoptera; Colletidae. Gene Ontology annotation, cellular component: cytosol. Gene Ontology annotation, molecular function: NADPH-hemoprotein reductase activity; FMN binding; flavin adenine dinucleotide binding.